Messenger RNA from Aspergillus brunneoviolaceus CBS 621.78, 973 nucleotides. Its product is annotated as ETC complex I subunit. The record is from RefSeq and is a predicted model, not a curated record. The coding region runs from base 54 to 701 and encodes 215 amino acids. The transcript has 3 exons. Lineage: Eukaryota; Fungi; Ascomycota; Eurotiomycetes; Eurotiales; Aspergillaceae. Gene Ontology annotation, biological process: electron transport chain.
GCUGCUCCUCUACCUGUUCCCCUCCACAGACCACACACACACAUAUACCCAUCAUGUCGCUUGCGAGAGUAGGAAGGUUCGCCUGCCUCCGCGCUGGCAGGCUCGCCGCUCCUGUCAAUGCCCGUUUUGUGUCGACCGCCGACGGCUCCGUCCAGACCAGCCCUGCUGAUGCCCCGACCAUCCCUCACAAAGACAGCACAUUGAUCCGCAAGGAGAGUCCUUCGCAGGCAAUGGCCCGUCACCAGCCCGAUUACGAGGCCACCAUUGACCACGCUACUUCGCAAUUCUCCCCCGUGCCCAAGCGUGUCAUGGAUGGCAGUGAGCCUGGUGACACCGUCGCCGCUGCUGUUCUGUCCGGCGCUCCCACCGAUCUGCAGGCUCGUACCGUCCGGAUCUACCGCCCCACGAAGCCCGCUACUCAGUCUGGAACCUGGCACGGUCACCACUGGAGAAUGGAUUGGGAUAUCUUGCAGAAGGGUCACCGGUGGGAGAACCCUCUGAUGGGCUGGCAAUCUUCCGCCGACUGCAUGCAGGGUACCAACCUCAAGUUCAAGACCAAGGAGGACGCCAUCCUGUUUGCGCAGAAGCAAGGUUACGAGUACUUCGUUCAGGAGCCCAAUGAGCGCCGGUUCGUUCCCAAGUCGUACUCCAACAACUUCCUCCACGAGCCGAAGAAGCUCAAGCACAUCAAGACCAAAUAAAUUGAGUUAUUCUUCGCGUCUCGUGUACAUAAGUGCAGGCUUUUGUUCUAGUUCUGAAUCAUGCUUGGAGGUUAAUUACAUUGUUUUCAACACUUCAACCUCCUCACACUUUCAAGUCCAUGGCUUGUUUUCGUCACCGAAAAGGUGUUUGCAUCACUAGAGGUGGCUUCCAGAAGGCGGUGUUUGACAUGGCACCUACUCAUGGACCAGGCUAAGAUACAGCCUUUUCAGCGGUUCCCUCAUGGUACAUAUGCUACGGAGGUUCGAACAAC